Molecule: messenger RNA, 1484 nt
Organism: Cherax quadricarinatus
Lineage: Eukaryota; Metazoa; Arthropoda; Malacostraca; Decapoda; Parastacidae
Gene: eIF3j
Product: eukaryotic translation initiation factor 3 subunit j
Cellular component (GO): cytoplasm; eukaryotic translation initiation factor 3 complex
Molecular function (GO): translation initiation factor activity
Source: RefSeq, a predicted model, not a curated record
AUGUCCGACGUAGAGUGGGAUGCUGACGACUUCGAGCCCCCCAAGGUGGCUCCAGCACUGCCCACAGACAAGUGGGAUGAGGACGAGGAGGAUGACAUUAAGGACAACUGGGAUGAUGAGGAAGAAGAGAGAAAAGAGGCCACAAUAGACACUACCACAGCCCAAGUUAAAAAGAAAAAGAAGAAAUUAUCAGAAAUUAUUGCUGAGAAAGAGGCAAAACAUAUAGAGGAAAGUGAGAAACGGAGGAAAGAAGCAGAGGAAAAAGCAAGAUCACAGACAGCAGAAGGAAUAUUGGCAGAAAAAAUGAGACUUCAACAAAUCCAAGAAGCUGCAGAUUUACAACUUGCAAAUGACCUUGUUGGGACUGGUAGCAAUACUGAAGAAGACAAUAAGCUGUUGGAUAAUAUUGACCUGUCAAGUAGUGAUGGUUUGACUUCUUUUAGAAAAGCAUUGAUAUUCAAGAUUAGAUCGACGGAGCGAUUAGAAAAGCGGCCGAUCUUCGUUACUUUUGUGGAAGAUGUUUGUCGAGACCUAUGCCAGAACCUGGAGAUGGAGGAAGUGAAGAGAGUAUCAUCAGUCAUUACCUCUCUCUACAAUGAGAAAGUUAAAGCCAGCAAACCCAAAAGCAAGAAGAAAGCUGGUGGAAAGGCAAAACUCAAUGUUGGACAGGGUGCCCUUGUUGAUGAUAUAAGCAAUGACUUCGGUGGUUACAAUGAAUAUGACGAUUUCAUAUAGUGUAUUAUUAUAAUAGACAUCAAUUAUUAUUGUUUGGCUUCCUAUGAGCUUUUAUUUGUACAUACACACUCCCAGUGCUUUAUAUUCUGAGUGGAAACCUUGUAGGGUAAAAUCUGGAUCAAUCGGGAAUAAAAUACAAGAGUCAUACAUAUUUCCAUGUAUUUUUCACAUUUUUAGUCCUGUAUUGCCAUAAAUGCAAGUGAUAGUUGCUGAUGCUUAUUUGCAUCCUAUGUCCACCAACAUCACUUGAUGUGGAGACACAUGCCUACCCCCAUGCUUCCCACUUACCAUAUAACCUGUUUGAACAUUAUUUUAAAAGAAUAUCUUAUUGCCAUGAUAGGCAACAGUAUAAUUGUUAUUGCUAAAGUUUAAUCUGUAUUCAAAUUGCAGUCUAUUGAUAAAAAUUGUUUUAAAAUGAAUAGGCAGCCUGGGUGUUUUUUGUACUGAUCAGGAUGUUUGGUUUAAAUUUUGCUAUCUGCUCCUGCAGAAUAGACUGUCAUACUAUUGGAAAUCAAAAUUCAAAGCUAUUAUUUGGUGUUACAACUUGUGGCCUUAAAUUUUCUCCUGUGAUUGGCCGUUUUUGACAGUUACAUUUAGCUCGGCUCUUCACAUUCUAACCAUUCCUCUUCACCUUUUAUAAGCAGCUUCAAAAUUGGCCACUUUUUUAGGAUUGUUCAUAGUUUUUCUUUGCUUCGGAAAGAACGACAGGUUUAUGUUUAGGUAUAAUUUACUAAUAAACAUGUUUGUUA